Messenger RNA from Salvelinus sp. IW2-2015, 1855 nucleotides. RefSeq names its product protocadherin gamma-C5-like. Gene Ontology annotation, molecular function: calcium ion binding. Lineage: Eukaryota; Metazoa; Chordata; Actinopteri; Salmoniformes; Salmonidae. Gene Ontology annotation, cellular component: plasma membrane. The record is from RefSeq and is a predicted model, not a curated record. Gene Ontology annotation, biological process: homophilic cell-cell adhesion.
UCUUUCAGGAUGUUGCAAUGAAAGUGGCUAAUAUUGCUUUGACUCAAUCACAAUUGUCACAGUAAAUGGAAACGUUGAUAGUGUUAACUAACAGGGAAAACAAUAGAAAGUUCAAUCUUGUGCUUCUCUCCGUGGGAUGAUAUUACCUCUGCGCUCAGCGUGGCUGUCCCGGGGGAGCUGCGCAGCAGUCUCUGGGCUACGGCCCCUGCUCGCAGUUUAGAGGGAACAUUGCCUCAGCCUAUAUCUUUGGCUCCACUGUUACUUUAACUCAGAGCUGCUCCUAAUAGUAAUCUAUUGGAGCUCUGUAAACCAAUCAUGUGRCGAACUGUACAAAGAGAUCUAGUCCCUCCCCCAGCCUCAACACCAUAUCCCCUACAAUGAACAGAGCUGGGAGAGACAUAGCUGGGCUCACAUCGAUGUACAAGUAUUGGAUUUAGCCGUUCAUUUAAGAAAUUGCUGGGUAUUUGGUAAUUGCAUUGCAUUCUCUUGCGAUGUGUGACGGAUCAAGUGCUUUAUCUAUUGCACGCUAUUUGUGGAGAUGUGGACGCUAGUCAAGAUUAAGAUUUUUCCAUGGCUGGCACUAUGGAUGUUCUUUCUCUUGUGGAAUACAAUAGAGGCGCAGACUCGAUACACCAUUCCCGAGGAACUGGACGUGGGCUCUGUUGUUGGAAAUAUAGCUAAGGACUUGGGCUUUGACAUCGCUAAGAUCUCUGAUCGCAAACUGAGGAUAGCCCCCGGGGCUGGUAAGCAAUAUUUCGCUGUGGAUUUGGGAAAGGGCGAGCUCAUUGUAAAUGAACGGAUAGACAGAGAGAGUCUGUGCGGACAAAGCGCGAGUUGUUUGUUACCUCUGCAGGUUAUCAUUGAGGAUCCACUUCAGUUUUAUCGUGUUGAGGUGGAAAUACUGGAUAUAAAUGACAAUUCUCCACUUUUCAUGUCAGGCGAGAACACUAUAAAAGUGCCCGAAUCAACUCUAUCUGGUGUUCGGUUUCGUUUGGAAACGGCACAGGACCGUGACGUCGGGAUAAAUUAUUUGCGCUCAUAUUCUCUGAAUAAAAAUGACUUCUUUGCUUUGAACGUUAAAAACAAUAAAGACGGCACAAAGGUUGCCGAGCUUGUUCUGGAAAAGACUGUUGACCGGGAACAGCAGCCGGUGCACAACCUAAUCCUUACUGCGGUUGAUGGAGGUACUCCGGCAAGAUCUGGAACCACGCAUGUUACUGUGAUGGUGAUAGACAUAAACGACAAUGCGCCUAGUUUUGACCAAGACUUGUAUGAAAUCCAACUGAGUGAAAAUGCAAUACCCGGGACAUUAGUAUUGACAGUUAGAGCCAACGACUUGGAUGAAGGCCCGAACAGUAAAAUAGAGUAUUCAUUCGAAUCGCAUACAGCAGAUUCCAUUCAAAAGCUAUUUGUAAUCAAUGAAGACACAGGAGCUAUUACUUUAUCCGACGCAUUAGAUUACGAAAAAAGUCCUUCAUAUAAAUUUGAUGUAUGCGCUAGAGACAAAGGCACGCCAUCUAUGGAGGCACACAGUGGUGUCCAGGUAACUAUUGUAGAUGUUAAUGAUAACUCACCUGAGAUAACCAUCACCUCCUCACCCAAACCCGUUAGAGAGGAUGCCCCAGUAGGUACCAUGGUAGCWCUAAUUAGUGCAAAGGAUUUGGACUCGGGAGAAAAUGGUCAAGUUUCCCUUCGUAUGUCUUCAGAUUACCCUUUCAAAUUAAACCCCUCAUUUGCAGAUCAUUACGCACUAGUAACACAUGCAACUUUAGACCGGGAGAAAUAUCCUGAAUACCGUAUUGAGCUUGAAGCAUCGGACUCAGGGUCCCCAGCUUUGACCUCCAGAGAGAGAUAG